Molecule: messenger RNA, 897 nt
Organism: Uranotaenia lowii
Lineage: Eukaryota; Metazoa; Arthropoda; Insecta; Diptera; Culicidae
Product: ankyrin repeat and SAM domain-containing protein 6-like
Exons: 3
Coding region: 123-698 (191 amino acids)
Molecular function (GO): protein binding
Source: RefSeq, a predicted model, not a curated record
AGCUCGCUCGAACUUCCUGUAGGAAUAAUAAUAGACACACUUGCAAUACACCGAAGAUAAUAAUCGAUUACCAAUCGGAGAACAAUAGCUAGUUAAUUUUGUGUUUUGUGUGAAAUAUAAAAAUGUCUCGUGACAAAGUUGCAGAAUCCAAAACGGCACACCGUCCAUCGCCGAAAAUAUUCCGGCUGUCUCCGAAUUCACUGGAGGUUCAGGACAUCUCGUUCGAAGCCUACAAACAAGCUCGGCUUUCCAGCGACCGCAGACGCAGCUUCUCGCCCAACUUGAACAAUCGAAACAUGAUUUCGCCGGACAUCUCACCGAUUGCUCUGAACAAGAACUUUGGAAUGGCGCCUCGCACCAAUACACCGAGAGUCAAACCACCAGCCAAAGGCUUGUCGGCGAUGGAUUAUCCUAAGUUCAAAAUGCCUCCUCAACUGAGCAAUGGAGACCGGCGAAAGACGUUCCACACGAUCGGAACUCCGUUGGCCAAACGACAACUGGAGCAUCGCAUUUCCGUUUCAAACAUACUACUCGAUAUGGAUCUGGGCAAGUAUGCUCGCAUUUUCAGCGAAGAAGAGAUAGAUUUCGAGGUGUUCCUAACCCUGUCGGAGAAAGAUCUGCACGACAUUGGGAUCCACUGCAAGGAAGACAUCGAGCUGAUUGUGGCCAAGGUGGCCGAGUACAAUGCCUGCGUGUAGUCAUGCCAUUUUCUAUUUCUCUACUGAAUGUUUGUGUUGUGUCCAUGUGCGUUUUAAAUUUAACUGACCCUUGAAUUUUGUGUUGUAUGUUUGUGUGUUGUAAGUUUCAAAUUAUAAAUUCAGGAUUGUAUCGUAGAUCGAUUAAUUUUUAAACAUUCAAACGAAUAGAAUAAAACAUGAAUCUUUUUGAGAUAAGAUA